AUAACCAGCUGAAACAUUAACAAUGUUUUUGAAAAGUGUUAGCAUUGUUAUAUCUUUGGCUGUACUGUCUAUGAGUUCAGUAAUUUCCUCCAACGCAAAUGGUGAUGGCUUAACUCGUAUUGUGGGUGGUAUGAUCACCACAAUUGAUCAAAUGCCAUAUUUGGUGCAAUUCCGCCAUGCCAACUAUUGGAAUUUAUUUUGUGGAGGAACUUUAAUACAUCCCGAAUAUGUUGUAACGGCGGCCCAUUGUUUUCUCCAUGGAAAGGGGGAUGGUAUUGUGGUAAUAGGAGGUGUUAGCACAGUAGAUGGUGAGGGGGAGGAACGAUAUAUUGAAAAGAUAAUUGUACACCCUGAAUAUGACCCCCAAACAAUGCAUUCUGAUGUUGCCGUUAUCAAACUGGAUGAACCAAUGAGGGGUUUGAAUAUUCGACCAAUUGCAAUUUGUUCUCACCGACUGCGGGAAGGUGAUCCAUUGCAAGUUUCUGGUUGGGGCCAAACCCACGAUAAUGGCGAAAUGUCGGAGGAAUUGCGAACGGUGUCAAUGCCCGUAUCCCCAUGGGCCAUGUGCGAGAAGGAGUACGGUUUGUUUGUGGAGAAAAACAUGUUUUGUGGUUCGGGAUUUGAAGCCAAGGGCCAUUGUCUUGGAGACUCUGGUGGCCCUGCAAUACAUUUGGGAGAAUUGUGUGGCGUUAUUUCAUUUGCUUACAAAUGUGGAGAAGUUGGAAGGACAUCGGCUUUCACCGAUGUUUUUAGUGUAAGAGAUUUCAUUGAUGGAGCUAUGAAGAAAUGA
Molecule: messenger RNA, 790 nt
Organism: Musca domestica (house fly)
Lineage: Eukaryota; Metazoa; Arthropoda; Insecta; Diptera; Muscidae
Product: seminase-like
Exons: 1
Coding region: 23-790 (255 amino acids)
Biological process (GO): proteolysis
Molecular function (GO): serine-type endopeptidase activity
Source: RefSeq, a predicted model, not a curated record